AUGUCUUCCAUCUUAUCUACAAUCGCAUUUGUAAAGUCUGUGAGUGGAUCUAACGUUUUGAAUGGUGUGGCAACUUCAAGACUUGACAAUAAUGAUUUUUUGGACUUUACAUUCAGGGCCUUUAAUUCCAAUGAAGACAUCAUGAUCCAAGAUAUACAGAAAAAUUCUUUUAUGAUGUUUGUUGGAAAAUAUGUGAUUCAUGAUUCACAGCUAUAUGUUACCCUGAUCCAAGCUGUUCUUCUUGAUCUGAAAACGAUUGCUGAUGAUCCAAGCAUCUAUGAUUUACCCAUCAAUCCUUUAUUCGGCACCUUCACUGCUCAAUGCACAGCACCAUCUAGAGUUCAAGACGGUGCAAGCUUUUUCACUUUGUCGCGAAAAAUAUACAAUCCAUUUGCAAACUCGUACACCACAAUGGAUGUCCCAUGUUUUUACAACCCAAACAAUGGACGCCACAGCUCUGUCACAACUGCCACUAAUGGGAAAGCUAUUUUCACUGUAGCAGGAGAACUUUUUGUUGGUAAAAGAAUGGUGCAAAUUGUUGGCAAAGAGAUUGAAUGGCUUUUCCCCGUUUCAGAAAACACCAACAAUAAAGGAAACCAAAGUGGGCCUUCUUCCUGGAAGGCACAAAAGUCAAAGUACCUGGACUUUGAAGAAAAGUAUUUUAGUAAUAAAAAAAGAUCUGCAAAUCACCACCAAGAAUCGCCCAACAAAAGACCUGUAAGCCAAACAGAUCUUGAUCUCAAUGAAGAAAGUCCUUCAGACCCAUCAACAAGAAGAACUACAAUGUUUCAAAAUGCAAUGAAUGCAGUCGCCACAAGCAGUAAAGGGAAAGAACGCGCUGAUUUGAUUGUGGACGCGAAUUUGGAUGAAGGGGAAGGAGGGGUUGAAAGUGAAGAGGGUUUUAUUUAUGAGGAGACUUAA
Entrophospora candida is the source of this 921-nucleotide messenger RNA. NCBI's taxonomy places the organism in Eukaryota, Fungi, Glomeromycota, Glomeromycetes, Entrophosporales, Entrophosporaceae. The record is from the annotation of a GenBank genome assembly.